UGCCGCUACUGUCCACGUGCUUACAGUCUUACUGAUUAUUCCAGUUUUUCAUCAUAUGAGCACGAAAAUAACGUUUCAAAUUUUGUUUUGCUUUAAAAAUUAAAUAGAUAUUUGCAAACAUGGACGAUAAUAAUAAAGUAAAAUUUUUAAUUGUGGAUACGAGUGCAUUCAUUAAAAAUGCUCAACUCCAGGAUAUUGGUGAAACAAUUAUUACGGAACCGAGUGUGAUUGAUGAAAUCAAAAGUAAGAGACAAUUGAAGAGAUUGGUUGUUCUUCCUUAUGAUCUAGAAGUUAACGAACCUUUUCCAGAAGAUGUACACUUUGUCACUGAAUUUUCCAAAAAAACUGGUGACUAUGCAAGUUUGUCUGCUACUGACAUUAGAGUUAUGGCAUUGACGUAUCGUUAUGAGAGAGAACGUGUUGGAGUUGAUCAUCUCAAAACAGAACCAGAAAGGAAAAAACAAAUUAUAGACAGUAGCAUUCGCAAUCAUAACAAUGCUCCUAAAAAUGUAAUUCCAUCAUCAAAAAGUGAUUCUGAUGAUACCAAAACAUCAAACAGUGCAAUUGAAGAAAAUAAUGAGUCUCCUGCAAAUGCCAUAAUUGAGUCUUCUGAGAAUGGUUCUGAAAACAUUGAAGAACCAAAUAGUACACUUGAAGAAAAAAAUGAGUCUAGUGAUGAAACCCCUAAGACAGUAAUAAGUGAUGAUUCUGAUUCUAAUGAAAGUUCAGGAUCAGAAUCAGAAUAUGAUGAGGAGGCAAGCGACAGUGAGGACACAGAUGACGACAGUGGCUGGAUUACUCCAUCCAACAUAAAGGAAGUAACAAAACAAAUGAAUUGCACAGCUGUCAAAGAGAAAGCUGCUACUGUUGCUUGUUUAACUAUGGAUUUUGCAAUGCAAAAUGUUUUAAUGCAAAUAGGAUUGAACGUUGCUUCUUUGGAUGGAAAAGUUAUCAAGCACAUGAGAACGUUUAUCAUGAGAUGUCACGCUUGUUUCAAAACAACACCUAAUGUCACAAAAGUUUUCUGUCCUCAUUGUGGGAAUAAGACCUUGAAAAAAGUAGCUGUUUCAAUCGAUGAUGAAGGCAAACAAAAAAUUCACAUUAAUUUUAGAAAAAAAUUGAGUACCAAAGGCAAAAGGUUUUCACUUCCAACAAUGCAAGGGGGUAAACAUGCAUGUAAUCCAAUUUUAUGCGAAGAUCAGCCUGUGCCUGAUCAAAGGCCUACCAAGCUUGGAAGAAAAAUAAACGAUCCCUUAAAUGAAGAUUAUAUAGCUGGGUACUCACCUUUUGUCCUGCAUGAUGUAAAUUCUAGAGCUGCAAUGCUUGGUAUCAGAGGGAAUACUGGUCUUAAACAUUGGCAAAGGAGAAAUCCUAACCAGCCUAUGAAGAAUAGAAAAAAAUAGAUGAAAAAGAAUUAUUUUACUUCUUUAUCAAUAUUUGUUAAAUCAUAGAAAUAGUUCAUUAGUUAUGUAAAUACUUAUAAUAAGUAUUUUGGUAUAAAUAAAAUUGUUUUAUUUAAAA
This is a messenger RNA of Trichogramma pretiosum, 1521 nucleotides long. RefSeq names its product RNA-binding protein NOB1. Gene Ontology annotation, cellular component: preribosome, small subunit precursor. Gene Ontology annotation, biological process: ribosomal small subunit biogenesis; maturation of SSU-rRNA. The transcript is spliced from 5 exons. The record is from RefSeq and is a predicted model, not a curated record. Lineage: Eukaryota; Metazoa; Arthropoda; Insecta; Hymenoptera; Trichogrammatidae. The coding region runs from base 120 to 1403 and encodes 427 amino acids. Gene Ontology annotation, molecular function: RNA endonuclease activity.